CGUAGAAAACACACGGUUUCAGUUUUAUAUACAUCAAUGAGAUACCUGAUGCAAAACAGUUCGUAUUAGCGGUCUUUUGACUUACCACACCAUCUGAACUUUUCUCCUAGGAUUUUUCUGCUGUCACUCCAUUCUUAGCAAAUCAACAACAGGGUCAAGAACGGAGCUUUUUCUUGAUUUGUCUGCCAUGAGCAUGGUGGCCCUAAGACUGCUUAUUGUCGGAGUUACUGUAAUAUUUUUAGGUACAACACUAUGCAGAGGUUGCACGCAGAAUUUAGCCAAAGGCAAACCCGCAUACCAAAGUUCCAACUACCAAGAUGUAUACGGAAAUUUGUUCCAUGCCAGUCGUGCUGUGGAUGGCAACUAUGACGACUACGUGUUUCGUGGGAGUUGUUCCCACACCAAAGGUGGUCAUGGAGAAUGGUGGCUGGUGGAUUUAGAAACCACGGCGAGGGUGGUCGGUGUUAUCAUAACAAACCGUCGCGACUGCUGCCCUGACCGUCUGAAUAAUUUCGAAGUGAGAGUUGGAACCUCUUACGAUAAUAGUUCAUCAUUCACCCAGUACAAACUUUGCGCCAGUUAUCCGGAGGUAGCACCUGUGGGGAACACGUCUCUGUCCUGUGAAUCACCGCUGACAGGACGAUAUGUCUUGAUCAUUAAAGUUGGUAGUGACGACCAAGCAUUGCAGCUUUGUGAAGUGGAGGUCCAUGGUAAUACAAGUUAAAACACGUUCCAGCAGGUAGCAGCAGAUGCUCGUGCAACCCUUGGUCCCCUGUUCACGCUGAAUGUCCGCAGCCUCACUGAAUGCAGUAUCUCCUGUGCGGACCGCUUUAAGUGUGUGGCCAUAAACAUUUUCUGUGCUGGAAAUAACCAAUGUGUAUGUGAACUUCUGUCCAGCACUGCCCAAUCCAGAGACUUUUAGGCAGGCACUGGAUACGAAUAUUAUGAAGACAACUGCCUGGGUACAGUGUAAGCCGAGACUGUCUAAUUGUUGUGAAUAAAUCACUUACAGAAUACUCUAGGGAAGCAUUCAUGAGUUCGUUACAUAAACACGUACUCCAGGGCCGUAGCCUGA
Lingula anatina is the source of this 1075-nucleotide messenger RNA. Its product is annotated as fucolectin-like. The record is from RefSeq and is a predicted model, not a curated record. Lineage: Eukaryota; Metazoa; Brachiopoda; Lingulata; Lingulida; Lingulidae.